CGGCCGGCCGGCGGAGGCGAAGGAGGGUGCGCUGUUGGCCCGGGGACCCAGCUCUAGAGGCCCGGCUGCUCCCCGAGAGGCGAUGGAGGAGGAAGGGGUAAGAAACUUCAAGGAACUUCGAGCCAAAUUUCAAAACUGUGAUGCUCCACCUCUUUUAGGGCCUAUUAAAUUCACAGCAAGUGUGUCUCAAAAGGGCGACACUGGAUGCACAUGGCCAACCCCAAGUUUGGCCCCUGGGAAACCCCACCCAUCCAACCACAACUGGCCCCUGUCACAUGAUUCUGGCGGUGAGUCUCAGGCCCCUCAAACCCAGCACAUGAAGUUGACCCAGAGGACUAAUAUCCAGAAGAGCCCAAGUUCUCCAGGACUUUUAGCAAAGUCAACCGCGUGUUCUCCAAGAAAUUGCCAGGUAGCCUCUCUGCUCCUAGAUGUGAAUCAACCGAAUGCUGAGACGAACAGCGAGGAGAAAGGAACAGUGGCCAGUAGCUUCCAAGACAAGCUCAGGAAGUGGGAGAAGGUUUCCUCUCAGAAGGGUGUGACAUUCUCAGCUCUGCUCCUCGCUGGUGGUGGGGAUAAGGCCUUCUGUCCAGAAAAGCAAAAAAGCACAAGGCUUCUUCCAGAUAGACCGAGGGGAAAGAUUCAAACAAAAUGGGCCCAGACACUCCCUUCCCAGAAGGAGCUGGCCCAAAGAAAAGUACUCCCCACCUCUGAAAUGCCUCCCUCUCUACAUUCCCAAGCCAUCAGGAAGAGCCAGGAAAAACCCAGUGUUGCUAGAAGCUCAGCGGGUGGUCCCUGUCAGCCUGUUUAUGAACGUGAGCUGGCCAUUCCAGCCCCAGCAAACCCACGGGACACCAAGCAUCCCCAGCUCCUCAGAACAAAGCCACUGCCUCCCAUCAGGUCUCUCGGUCCUGCUCCCCCAAAGCCUCCAAAGCCCCCAGCUGUAGAUCUCCAGGCCUUCCUGAGGCAGCCAGCUGCUCUCACUGAGACCCAAGAGAAAGUGGACGUGAGAGAAGCCCACGGUCCUCCAGAGAGCACUGAAUUUGAAGAACCACAUAAUUAUGAGGCAACAAUUUCAUAUCCGAGACACUCUGGCAACUCCAUUAACCUGUGCACUGUGGAAGAAAUUGCUGAUUCAACUUAUGAAGUGGGAAUUGAAGAACUCCAAAAGCCUUGGAAGAGUUUUCUUCAUCAAGAACUUCGCCCUAAACAUGAAGAUGAAGAUAAACACAUGCAGGAAAAAGAGCCACGUGAACAGGAACAUCAAAAACCAGCGCAGGAACCACAUUCACAGCAUCCUUUCAAGGUAGAUGUUUAUGAGGUGACACCAGAAGACCUCCAGAUGACCAGCGUCCACAGAAACAGAUGCAGCAUGGUGGCUCCACCACAGGGAACCAUGGCUGACAAAGUGGAAGCAAAGUCUUAUCCUGAGGAUGUGAACCUGGCCAGGUGCUCCCAAGACCAGGGGGGCUACGUGGAGACUUUGGAGCUGACUGCACACACCCAGGACCCGGUGGCCUUGAAGUCGCUUUCCAUGUCACAGGCCACAUAUGAUGAUGUGGAUUGCCUCAGGACAGAUAUAUCCAAGUCGGACUUCUCUAGCUUAUUCACCUCAAAUAGUGUUUCAGAAGAAAGUAGUGAAGAAAUGUAUGAGGAUGUCUACAAAACAAAGAGCAAUCCUCCCCAAAUAGAUUUAGAUGGAAAAGAAGCACUUAAGAGACUGCAGCAAUUUUUCAAAAAAGAAAAGGAUAGAUUUAAAAUGAAGGCAAUCAAGUCAAAAGAAAAUUUAAGGGCAUUUUCAGUUUCACUGCCUGAUUUACAACUUAGGUCUCAGGAAGUUAUUAUCUACGACGACGUGAACACAAUUGAAGGAGAAUCAAAUGACAAAGAUAAAACGAAAACUUGGAGGCCCAAUUUUCUUAUGCCAAGAAGAAAAAAAGACAAAAACAGUCCUAAAGGAUCAGAAAGUUUUUCUCCUAGAAAUUUCUUCAGAACCAAGAAGCAAAACUACUUAGAAAAGAAUAGAGUAAGAGAAGAAAAGCUUUUUAGACAACGAUUUCAGUAUAACAAAGAAAUUACCAUCAUCAACAGAGCAGUGGUAUGUUCCAGUAAUUCAAGAAAUGGAAUAUUCGAUUUGCCAGUAACUCCUGGGGAAGAACUGGAAGUCAUUGACACCACUGAUCAAAAUCUAGUGAUAUGUCGCAACUCAAAAGGCAAAUAUGGAUACGUCCUCAUUGAACAUCUAGACUUCAAGCACCAAGGAUGGUCCCCCUAGGAAGGUCAGGACCUGAAGGGAAGGCCUGUGUGAGUGAUGAGGAGUCUACCACCUGACCCUGCCUCGCAGCAGUUCAGUCAAAAGGAGAUGGAGUCUCUGGAAACUUUGGGAAUGCAGAAGAGAAGAACGAACACAAAACUUCAACAUUUAAUGUGGGUUUUACGCCUAAAAGUUUGUCUCUCCAUGUUUAUUUCACUGCUGGUUCAGGAGAAUGUGAAAAAGCGUGUGUUCAUCCUGGAGCACUUGCUUAAUGAGCAGUAUCUCAGCUUAGCAAUCAUGCCUCCUGGCACUUACUCAGCUGUGCAGAUGGCUGACUUGCUUUGAUAGUAAUUUCUAGAUGUUGUGCCACAAUUAAAUUUGGGCUAAUUCUCAACAGCAAAUGUGGCCCAGGUCUAUUAAGUACUCAAAUUUAAGGUGCCAUCUUAAAAUAAUUAUGGCUCAGUCUUUGAUAUUUUUAUAGGUAUAAGUGUCCUUUUGCUUCAUCACAAAAAUCAAACUGGGUAAAUGCUGUUCAAAGUCAGUUGUUUCGGGGAAUAGUGUGCUGAAAAAUAACUUAUUCCUAAAUUCAACCAAUGUUUUAAGAAAUGUCUAAAAACAUUUAAAGUCUAACACACACACAUACACAUUCUGUAUUACUUUAAACCAUCUUGGUGCCUAAAAUAAGAAAAAUUAUUUUAUGUUCAAAAACCUGUUUAAAUACAAUUUAUAUGUGCUUUCAUUUCACCAAAGUAAAUAUAAAUUAAAAAGCAGAGCUGUAGGUAACGUUUAUUAUAUUUUUACGUGAUAUGCACUGCACAUCAAUGAGAUAAAUUCUACAUAUGAAUCCAACUUUUUAAAUUGUAGUUUUAUUUCGACUGAAAAACUGAAGAACUGCAUUAAGUUCUUUAAGCAGGGUGAUUCUGGCUUUUAAAGGUACAGUAUAAUGGAAUUUGUUCCUAUAGCUUCAUCCUUUAUAAUUUGAGACUAUACUUUUGCAAGUUCCAAAAGGGGCUACGGAGCAGCUUCAUUCUGAAGACACAGAGACGGAAAAUCCAGGCUCUGCCUAUGGGUGACAGAAGAGACUCACGGCAAAUGGAGUGCAGUGAGUCUGGUGGGAAAUGGGUGCUUGCUAGGAUGACACAGGGUACGCCUGAACUUUUUCUUCUAGCAUGGAAAGCCACUGAAGUGUUAAGCAGGAGAGAAAUGCCAGCCAUCUGGGAAGCAGAGAGACAAUCACAGCAAUGUGGAUAAUAGAUUAAGAGACUAUUUUUUCAAUAUUCUCAGCAAAGGACUUUAACUGAAGACAGCAACAUCAGAAAUACAUAGUACAGAAACCACAGCAGAGACAAAGGAAGCAUCAUGUUUUGAUGCCUGAUUACAUACAGAGCUUACGUAAGGAGCAGAAUGAGGGAAUGAAAUGACUGUGAGGCUUUUUUGGAAAGUGCUACUAAGGCUAAUGCAAAAUUCUGGUAAGUUAUUUCUGCUUGGAAGUCCUAAAUUAAAUUUGCCAUACAGCAGGCAAUGACAGGAUUCCUUCUAGGCCAGGACCUGUUACAGCAGGCACUGAUAGAAGUAUAGCCCAGGGCAGUGGUGGUGAAGCCCUGGCACCCAUGUGGCAGGGGACUAUUCUCACCGAAAGCUCUUGAAAGGUUCACCAGCACUGGCCUAGGAGCAAAGAAGUGAGUCAGACAGGCCAUGUUCAACAGAAGCUUUUCCCGAGAUAAUCCCGUAAAGAGAAACACUGAACCAUGUAUCAUUUGGGCCACGUCUCAGUCACUUUCUCUUCUCACAGCUGGGACAAAAAUAGCCAACAUACACAAAUUAAACCAGAGGUUUAUUUUGGCUCACAUGCUUUAGAGGAUUCAGUCCAUAGUUGGCUCCAAGGUAAGAAGGGAAUGACGGACAGCCUGGGGGAAGAAUGCUGCUCACUUCAUGCCAGCCAGGAAGCAGAGAAGGGAGAUACAUCCUCCCAGGUCACCCCAGGGUCCUGCCUCUCAGCAGGCCCCUCCUAACAGCAAGCCAGCUAUAGUGCCCCAUGAUCGAAUCACUUCCCAAAGCCCCAUCUCUGAACACAGGAGGCUUUGGGGGAUGUUCUAGACCUAAACAUAGCAUGACUUCACCAAACAACAAAGCUUUUAAAUUCUAAGCAGCACUGUGACAAAACUGAACUGAACUAGGUCUGAUCCAUGCCCUUUCACUCACCACAGGGUUUCUGUUCUAAUUCAGUGACUCAAGUUUCUUGGGUCUCAAUUUCCUCAUUAGUACAAUCGAGCUAAAAAUACUUGUCUACUUCACAGCAUUGUUGUAAUAACAAGUGUUCUUAAAUGCUUAAUACUAUGUUAGUGUUACUGUUGUGCCCGGCCUUCUCUGGAGUUUGGAAGAUGCUGAAAAUGAAAAAGACAUUUUAAAAAAUUAAUUAUCUUAAAAGAACGACUGGUAUAUAACUUACAUAGACACAGAAAAAUGUUUUUAAAAUCAAAUAUUUUUACAGUAUAAACCAUUUGGCCUAAUAUAAACUAUUGCCUAAUUAUGGAUAUAGUAUAGGUUUUCAGAAAAACUGCUUCUAUCGCAUAUCCGUACUUAAUAUGGUUUUGUUUCUAGUUCACUAAUACAAGCCACAUUCUCAAAAUCGAAGGAUUCAAACCAAAUGUUAUUGAUAUGCAAUGUUUUCAAAUGUAAACACUGUAAGACUUCAGUGAUGCCCGAGCCAAUGUUGUCUGUCUCUGAGAAAACAAUCUGGCACAAAUACUCAAUGAAGAGACUUUUUACUUUAAUUUUAUAUUAAAAGAUAGCACACAAAGGCUCUUGAUCCUAACAAAGGCUAUACUGGCUCACUCAAAAGUUAAUGUACAGCGUGUUAGCGUUCUGUCUCUGUGAUAAAAUACCAGUGAUCAUCAACUUGGAGAGGUUUGCUUCAGCUCACAAUUUCCGAUGUUUCAGUCCAUGGGUACUUGGUGCUAUUGCUCCUGGGCAUGUGAUGAGGCAGCACAUCCAGUGGGAAUGCUGAGCAGAGGAAGCUGCUCACCUCAAGGCAGCCAGCAAGGACAGACAGAAAGCCAGGAAGAGACAAGGUCUCCACAGCACACUCCCUGAGACUAACCUCUUUUCACUCUGCCUUACCAGUUAAAGAGCUAUGGGCACCCAGGAGCAUACCUAGGGAGUAGGGGUUUAAGAGCCAAAAGGUUACAACAGGCAGCAGCAAAGACUUGCCUUCCACUUCUGAAUACCUCUGUGAAGCACUCCAAGAUGUCCUCCAAGAUGACACAGCAUAUCUAUGAACAUGUGAUGUGAUUUUGCAAGAGAUUUUAUAUAUGGAGUUAAAGUUGUUAAUGAGUUGACCUUGAAGUGGGGAGAUAUCCAACAGUAUCUAGGUGGGCUAAACUUUAUUAUCACAUGGACCCUUACAACUGGAAGAGGAAGGCAGAAGAGUUAGCUGGAGAGUCAGAGAAGUGGUGCAAGAGGAAGGAGAAAUCCCAAGCGUGAACUCCAUGCCAGCUUUGAAGAUAAAGGGAGUCAUGUGCCAGGGAAUGCCAGUGGCUUCUUGAAGCUGUAAUGCCUAGCCCACACGCAGAAAGGAAACAGGUCCUGUUGUACCAUGGAAUGAAAUUCUGCCAACAAUCUGAACAAACCUGGAAGCAGAUUCUCCAAUCAAUGCUUUAGUUUUCAGCCCAUCAGACUUGAAGCAGAAAAAAUAAUUAAGGCCACCGCAUUUCUGGCUGGAAGAUCAUAAAUUUGUGUUAAGUCCUACAGUUUCUAGAAAUGUGUUAUAGCACAACAGAAAACUCACCCAAUGCCUAAAGUUAAAAAGUACAAUAUGAAACAAUAAAAAUGAACAAAGACGGUGUGAAAUCUCCAAUCAUAAGUAAUGUUUUCAUAAACAGCCCUGGCUAGCUAUUAGCUGACAUGAAGAAUAUUAGCUUAAUAAAAGAAAUGAAAACA
Molecule: messenger RNA, 6190 nt
Organism: Chinchilla lanigera (long-tailed chinchilla)
Lineage: Eukaryota; Metazoa; Chordata; Mammalia; Rodentia; Chinchillidae
Gene: Fyb2
Product: chromosome unknown open reading frame, human C1orf168
Exons: 20
Coding region: 83-2272 (729 amino acids)
Biological process (GO): integrin-mediated signaling pathway; protein localization to plasma membrane; T cell receptor signaling pathway
Cellular component (GO): plasma membrane
Molecular function (GO): protein binding
Source: RefSeq, a predicted model, not a curated record